Molecule: messenger RNA, 1161 nt
Organism: Caenorhabditis angaria
Lineage: Eukaryota; Metazoa; Nematoda; Chromadorea; Rhabditida; Rhabditidae
Source: the annotation of a GenBank genome assembly
AUGGCUGCCAAUCGAUUUAGCGCAACUUUUAUGAGUUAUUCGAAGUUUUGGAGUGCGCAGCUUGUGAAGAUUUAUUUGGGUUUGUUGGCGAGUGGCGGAGCCGCGAGUGUAGACCGCAAGCUUCCGCGUUAGCGGUGGAAGCUUCCGCUUUAGCGGCCACGUGGUUUGCUAUGUCGUAGGAACCUUACGGAUUUUCCACGUCAUAGCAACCCACGUGGCCGCUUUGCGGAAGAUAGUGCCGCUAACGCGGAAGUUUCCGGUCUACACUCGCGGCUCUGCCGCUCCACGUCAUUUUUUCGAGCGUAGCGAGUGUAGACCGCGAGCUUCCGCGUCAGCGGCCACGUGGUUUGCUAUGUCGUAGGAACCUUACUGAUUUUCCACGUCAUAGCAACCCACGUGGCCGCUGAAGCGGAAGAUUCCGGUCUACACUCGCGGCUCUGCCGCUCGCCUAGAUUCCACGUCAUUUUUUCGAGCGUAGCGAGUGUAGACCGCAAGCAUCCGCGUCAGCGGCCACGUGGAUUUUUCGAGCGUAGCGAGCGUAGACCGCAAGCUUCCGCGUUAGCGGUGGAAGCUUCCGCUUUAGCGGCCACGUGGUUUGCUAUGUCGUAGGAACCUUACGGAUUUUCCACGUCAUAGCAAUCCACGUGGCCGCUGACGCGGAAGCUUGCGGUCUACAUAUUUUUUCCAGGUUCCAUUCUAAUUAUUUCUAUAAUAUCUUGCAUUCCAGUUAUCCUAGAGGACCCCAAAAAUGAGCAAUAUGUGACAGAAGUUGGCCUAACUUAUGAAGAUAUUCAGAGACUUAUUCUAGUUGUCUACGCUGUUUUCGGCGAUUCAUUUUCAGUUAUUCUAACUAUCCUAACAAUUCAUAGAAUUCGACACUUUCAAACUUCUCACGAGAAAAAAUUGAUAAUUGUAACUGCAUCACAUACAAUUAUUGCGAGCAUACUUCUGAUCUAUGAGAUCACAAAAAUGUUGAAGUUCAGUGAUCCAAUUAGCGUAUUUCUGGCGGAUUAUCGAAAAACUAUUGCUUAUUUUGGGAUAUGCUUUAAUUUUGGGACGAUUUUGAUUGCUGAUUCGAGAAUUCGACAGGAUUUUUUAGCGAUUUUUAAACUGAGCAAUGAGAUUUCGGUGAUUUCGGUUUGGAGCUCGGAUACUAAUUGA